This is a messenger RNA of Monascus purpureus, 1007 nucleotides long. Lineage: Eukaryota; Fungi; Ascomycota; Eurotiomycetes; Eurotiales; Aspergillaceae. The record is from the annotation of a GenBank genome assembly.
CAGGGAUCAUCCCCCCUAUAUCCUGCAGUUAAUAAUUAUCAAUCUUUGUAUAGGUGCCUGUUUUAACUGGCUCCCUUUGUUUCCCUCCAGCCAUGGCCGAAUCAUCCUCUCAGCCGCCUCCGACUACAGUCCCUCCAUCAGCGCAACCGCCACAACAACCAUCGCAGACAUCGUCUCAAGAUCCAAUUAAAGCAGAGAUACCGACGGCCACACAAGCUGCACUCUCAGUUCCAGCUUCAGUUUCGGUACCGGCAGCAGCUUCCGAUCCGCCGUCGACGGUAGUUGUGAAAGAAGAGCCCGAUCCGGUGGAUGGUAGCCAGGUGCUCGAUACUGCCAUAGACCGGGAUAUCGAUAUGAAUACUGCAGAGAACAGUCAAUCCGGUAUGACAGUAGGAGGCGAUAAUAUAGCUACAAAAAGUGCGGAAGCUCCAGCUGUAGCUCCUGGUGUUAUCCCGGCCGAUAUGGACCCUCUCGCUGCUGCUGCUCCGCCAUCCAAGAAGGAGACAAGUCUGCGGGAAUUUCUGGGGAAGAUGGAUGAAUAUGCACCUAUCAUCCCCGACGCAGUAACAGCUCACUACCUCACCGUCGCCGGUCUCCCACCUCCGGGACAUGGUCCGAAUCAAACACCACCCCAUCUUGCCCGUCUUCUCGCUCUCGCAACCCAAAAGUUUAUCGCCGACAUCGCAGCCGACUCAUACCAGUACGCACGCAUCCGCGCGUCCAACAGUUCUUCCGCCAGCAACCCAAUGGGCAGUCUUAAUGCGGCCGCCGGUCUCAGCAUGCCCGGUGCCGGUGCCAGUGCAGGUGGUGUAGGAGCGGCGGCUGGGACGGGGGGCGAAGCUCCCAAGGGCAAGGCUGGUACACACCUUGGGAUUCAGAGACCUGGUUUUGGCGGUGGUGGCUCUGGAGGUUCUGGACAGGGACGGACUGUACUCACUAUGGAGGAUCUGGGCAUGGCAGUCGCUGAGUACGGCGUCAAUGUCAAGAGGGGCGAAUUCUAUCGUUAG